Poecilia latipinna (sailfin molly) is the source of this 461-nucleotide messenger RNA. RefSeq names its product cellular tumor antigen p53-like. Gene Ontology annotation, biological process: apoptotic process; regulation of transcription by RNA polymerase II. The annotation marks the transcript as partial. Gene Ontology annotation, molecular function: DNA-binding transcription factor activity, RNA polymerase II-specific; RNA polymerase II cis-regulatory region sequence-specific DNA binding. The transcript has a single exon. NCBI's taxonomy places the organism in Eukaryota, Metazoa, Chordata, Actinopteri, Cyprinodontiformes, Poeciliidae. The record is from RefSeq and is a predicted model, not a curated record. Gene Ontology annotation, cellular component: nucleus.
GCAGGAAACUAGAAAUGUGUCUGCAGCCCCAAUGGUCCCUGCAAUUUCCAAUUACGAGGGAGAACUGGAUUUUACCCUGAAAUUUAACGAAUCCGGUACAGCCAAGAGCGUCACCUCCACGUUUUCAGAAAAGUUAACCAAACUAUUCUGCCAUCUGGCCAAGACAACUCCGACUGGGAUUUUGGUUAAGAAGGAGCCUCCGCCGGGCGCCGUCAUCAGAGCAACGGCCGUGUAUAAGAAGACUGAGCAUGUGGCCGAAGUCGUCGAGAGGUGCCCACACCACCAAAGUGAAGACACGUCCGACAACCGGAGCCAUCUGAUCCGAGUGGAGGGCAGCCAGCUGGCCCAGUACUUUGAGGAUCCGAACACCAAAAGGCAGAGAGUGACCGUGCCUUACGAACGCCCACAGCGGGAAUCUGAGAUGACGACCAUCCUGCUGAGCUUCAUGUGCAACAGCUCCU